Plasmodium berghei ANKA is the source of this 927-nucleotide messenger RNA. Its product is annotated as serine/threonine protein phosphatase 4. Gene Ontology annotation, biological process: double-strand break repair via homologous recombination; peptidyl-serine dephosphorylation. Gene Ontology annotation, cellular component: cytoplasm; nucleus. The transcript has a single exon. Gene Ontology annotation, molecular function: protein serine/threonine phosphatase activity. The record is from RefSeq and is a predicted model, not a curated record. The coding region runs from base 1 to 927 and encodes 308 amino acids. NCBI's taxonomy places the organism in Eukaryota, Apicomplexa, Aconoidasida, Haemosporida, Plasmodiidae.
AUGAUUAAUACAAAAAACUUGGAUAAACAAAUAGAUAUUUUAAAAAAAUGUCAACUUCUUGCGGAAAGUGAAGUAAAAGCUUUAUGUAAUGAAGCAAAAUUAUUAUUAAUUAAUCAAGAAAAUAUAAGAUAUGUAUCGUUACCAGUAAUAAUAUGUGGUGAUAUACAUGGACAGUUUUAUGAUUUAAAAGAAUUAUUUAAUAUUGGUAAUGAAUUACCUGAAACUAAUUAUAUAUUUUUAGGGGAUUAUGUAGAUAGAGGAAAAUAUAGUAUUGAAACUUUUUUAUUAUUAUUAGCUCUAAAAUUAAAAUAUCCAAAUCAAAUAACAUUAAUUCGAGGUAACCAUGAAAGCCGACAAAUAACUGAAGUAUAUGGUUUUUAUGAUGAAUGCAUAAAAAAAUAUGGAUCAGUAAAUGUAUGGAAAUAUUGUACAGAAGUUUUUGACUAUUUACCUAUAAGCGCAAUUAUUAAUGAAUAUUAUUUUUGUAUACAUGGGGGUUUAUCACCUUCUUUUGCAAAAAUUGAUGAUUUAAAAAAAAUAAAAAGAAUACAAGAAAUUCCGAGAUAUGGAACUUUAUGUGAUAUAAUGUGGUCAGAUCCAUCUGAUAUAAAUGGAUGGGAAAAAAGUCCAAGAGGUGCAGGUCAUUUAUUUGGUUCUGACAUUGUUCAUAAAUUUUGUUAUAUUAAUAAUAUACAACUUAUAGCUAGAGCUCACCAAUUAAUAAUGGAAGGAUAUAAAUGGUGGUUUGAUAAAAAACUUGUUACUAUUUGGUCUGCUCCUAAUUAUUGUUAUCGUUGUGGAAAUAUUGCUAGCAUUAUGCAGAUCGAUGAAAAUUCAAAUUUCACUUUUAAAUGUUUUGGUCCAUCAUCUGUUGAGGAUACUUCUCCAACUUUUUUAAAAAAACAGCCACCGAUAUAUUUUUCAUGA